UAUUAUUUAUUUUUAAAAAUGUACAAAAAUAUAUUAAAAAUAAAAAACAAUCUUACUAAUGUUUUAAUUGUAAUAUACUAUAUGCUAAUUGUGCUAUUUCAUUAAGUAUUUUAAUGUGGUCAUGAUUUCAGGUCAUCAGCAUGAAGAAGACUGUCUUUUUUCCCGGGAGAGUUAACGUCUCCUUCAGGAAAGGCCCUUCAGGCCAUUUAAGACAGGACCCAUCUGAAGAGGCAAAAAGUAUUAAAGACAACCCUUCUUUGCAGGACAAGUCAGCACCUCAAAGAGAAGAUCUGGUCAAAACCAAUGCCCGUUCUGUUGUGUUACACAGAGGAGGGGAUGUCUCUGACAAGCAAGAGGUUUUAGGAGAAUAUGUUCUUCAGUUUGGCAAGUACAAGGGCAAGUCCUUCAGGUGGUUAUUGGAGAAUGAUGUUGGCUACGCUUUGUACCUGUCCAGCAAGGUUGAGGAGGAAGAACAGGCUGGGCAGUUCAACCCAGAAGGUCCUUGCAAGGAUAGCCUCAUUUUCUUUCUUGAAUACUCAAGAAGCUUCAAGGAAAUUGAGGAUCUUAAACAGUAUCUGUCUCAAAGGCCAGAUCCAAUGCCAGUCUUGUCAGAGCAUGACAAUAUUGUUGCAUUUGGAACAAGAGCACAAGAUACUUGGAGAAAAAUUUGGGAGACCAGGGCUGAUGGAUAUGCUUCCUUUAUAAUGAGACAGAAAUGUGUUCCAGGAAGUAAGAUGUAUCUGUUGCAGAAGUAUCUUUUAAAGCAGCAGCAAAACCAACUGCCCAAAAACCCUCCUCUGUUGCACUCAGCAUCAUCUUCCACUGCAAGGCCUCUGGUUCCUUCAAGUACUGCCUCUGAUCAUCCAGUAAUGGAGGAGGAUGAGGAACUGGAGAAGAUGAUGUUGAGUCUUUCUCCAACAAAAUAUCUCACACAGCCGAGAUCGUCUGCAGCCCCUGGAUCCACAGUCUUAUCUAAAAGAGGGAUAAACAUACCAGUGACGAGGUUCUGCCUCAGCCUCCACCAUCAGUCUCCCAUUCUCCCAUUCCACCAGCUCCUGUGUACUUCUUCACAGGGUAAAGGCUCUGUACCUACAGCACCUGCACCAACAACCUCCACACAGACCGAGGCCCUUAAUAUCCCACAAUGCAGCUUUGGUGAGCAUACGAGACUUCAUUCAAAAAACAUUCGUAAAUUAGAAAUGUUUCCAAAACUUUUGUCAGGUAUACUGUAAAGUUUGUAACAUCAUCACAAGCAG
This is a messenger RNA of Megalobrama amblycephala (Wuchang bream), 1256 nucleotides long. RefSeq lists its product as uncharacterized. The record is from RefSeq and is a predicted model, not a curated record. Bases 141 to 1232 code for a protein of 363 amino acids. The transcript is spliced from 5 exons. NCBI's taxonomy places the organism in Eukaryota, Metazoa, Chordata, Actinopteri, Cypriniformes, Xenocyprididae.